Messenger RNA from Seminavis robusta, 1383 nucleotides. NCBI's taxonomy places the organism in Eukaryota, Bacillariophyta, Bacillariophyceae, Naviculales, Naviculaceae. The record is from the annotation of a GenBank genome assembly.
AUGGCAACAACAACGACGAUGCGAAUGAACGAAGAAACCAAGACAAUGGAGGAAAGUAAAGAGGACCUGCCAGAGUGGGUCCGAUCGCUGCAAAAUGGAGCGAUCCGGGAACAGUGGCCACCACGAGCCCAUGACAUUGAUUGGGAAAAGCCAACCAACGAAGUGUACCAUGAUCCACUCUUCAAGGACUUUUCGCCCGAAUUCAAGGCGGCCCGAGAAAAGUUGGAUUAUAGUUAUCAUCGAAAUCCGGCCAAAUCUCGACAGGAAUUGCAAGAUGUCAUUUUGGCCCGUGUGGUACAAGCUGCACUGCAAGCCAAUCAACAGCAUCCACAAGAAGAAUCCAAGGAAGAAGUCAAGGAGGUGCUCCCGGAAGAACCCGGUCGCCGACCUUGGAUUGUCUUUUCCGCUGGACCCAUGGGAGUGGGAAAAGGUUAUGUAAUGGCUACUUUGAAUGAACGAGGAUUGUUUCCACUGGAUCGAUUCCUCAAGAUUGACCCUGAUCUCUUGAAAACGGAACUGCCCGAAAUGCCGGGAUACUUGCGACAAGAUCCAGCAUCGGCGGCCACCAAAGUUCAUCGAGAAUCCACCCAAAUGGCCGAUGUGCUCUUGGAACAUGCCCUCCAAAAACGCAUCCCCACGCUGGUGGAUGGAUCUCUGCGGGAUGUCGAAUACUAUCGAUCUUUCAUGGAACGCGUCCGACGAGAAUUUCCAGAGUAUCAAUUGGCCAUUUUGCACGUCACGGCGGCACCCGACAUUAUUCGAGCCAGGGCACAAUCCCGAGCGGAAAAAACAGGACGAGCCGUUCCCGAAGCAUUACUCACGGCCAGCAUUGAACAGGUACCCGCGUCGGUGGAAGCAUUGUCACCUCAUGUCGAUGUGGUUUUUACCAUUUCCAAUGAAGAAGAUCAACCUUUGAAGCUUUUGAGUCGAGAAGAAACUGCUGCAAAGAAGACGGAAAAGAAAGAGUGCAAGAUUUUGGGGAGCCUCUGCGCUCCCAAAACCGACACGAGUACUUCCUGGAAAGACUUUCGACAAACGUGGUGGACGACAUUGAAUGGAAACGAAAAGAAAGUGUGCCGAUUCAUGCCCAAGUGGUGCGAAAAGCAGUGUCCUGGCAUGUCCGAAUUCAAGACGUGUUGGAUGAACAGCGCCUGUAUCAAGUCUGCCAAAGCGGUUUAUUCGUCAGCCUAUCCAUCGUUUUGCCCAGGAUGCACCAUGGCUGGUGGACUUUGUGGAAUGUGCAUACAUGACAAGCACUGGUGCCAAUGUAAAGAGUGUGGGCCCGAGUCUGCUGCCAUGAAAAUGAAGAAAAAGGAAUGCUCCUUGACAACUUCAAUGAAUUCGUUGUUCGGGGGAAAGAAGAAACACGGACAGCCCGCAUGA